AAAGAUGGAUAUUCAAAUCUCAGCUUUUCUUCUGUUCGUUCUUUUCACUGCAGGACACUCUCUCAGCUGCUAUCAGUGCUGGGAUGAUACAAGAUAUUGUAUGGAUCUUGGGAAUAUAACAUGUCCCAAUGGAAGUUCAGGGUGCAUGAGUGAAACAACAGUAUGGAAAUUUAAUUCAACUAAAGUAAAAAGUAAAUAUUGUACUGAUUACUGUGCAAGUGGGUCCUGGAACACUGGGUUUGCACACACGUCUUAUUCCUGCUGUGACACUGACCUUUGUAACCUCCAAGAUGCUCCAGAUCCCAGCACUAACACUACCAAUGGAAAGAAAUGUUACUAUUGUGAUGGUCAGAACUGUUCAAACACAGUGAACUGUUCAGGGAGUGAAGACCACUGCUUUACAGUAAUAACAGUGAAUUUCAACGAAUCUGAAACUACUAUAAAAGGCUGUAUCUCUAAUUCUUCUUGUGAUAAUGCCACAACAUCUUCUUCUCUCAUCUCAUGUUGUGAGGGGGACUUGUGUAACAUCCCUCAAAACGUCACCCAGAACAUCACUCAAAACAUCAACGUCACCCAGAACAUCCCUCAAAACAUCAACGUCACUCAAAACAUCACUCAAAACAUCAACGUCACCCAGAACAUCACUCAGGGCGUCACUCAGAAAGUCCCCCAGAGUACUAACAGUGCUAAGAGUAUCACCCAGAGCUUCCUGUUACUAUUGAUUGUUUACUUAAUAAGUCAAAAAUGUAUAAUAAAAUAAGAAGAAAGAAGCAAAUUUUCAGCCGUAGGAUAGAGAUAAUAGAUCACUGUUGUCUGUUGUUGGGUGAUAGACAUAUCUUUUCAUAUGAUGAGUGUGUAUUUAAAAAAAGAUACAUUUUGGAAAAGGAUAAAACAGUUUUGAAUGCAUUGCUUUUGUUAGAUGUGUGUGUUUGUGUAUUUGAGGCUUUCCAGUGCCUUUGCCGUUGAUAAUAGGUGUAAGCAAGUUUAGAAUGCGUACAAACAGAGUCCAAAACGGAUGUAGAUGCAAAACAAAUGUCUUUCUUUAUUACUUGAGCUCCAUUAAACAUGAUCUCAAACUUCUUGUGGCCUCUCCUUGUUCACAUGUACACACAAAGCCAUACCUUAU
Molecule: messenger RNA, 1126 nt
Organism: Carassius auratus (goldfish)
Lineage: Eukaryota; Metazoa; Chordata; Actinopteri; Cypriniformes; Cyprinidae
Product: urokinase plasminogen activator surface receptor-like
Exons: 5
Coding region: 5-760 (251 amino acids)
Cellular component (GO): membrane
Molecular function (GO): G protein-coupled receptor activity
Source: RefSeq, a predicted model, not a curated record